Molecule: messenger RNA, 863 nt
Organism: Phaeodactylum tricornutum CCAP 1055/1
Lineage: Eukaryota; Bacillariophyta; Bacillariophyceae; Surirellales; Neidiaceae
Exons: 1
Coding region: 1-678 (225 amino acids)
Source: RefSeq, a predicted model, not a curated record
AUGAAUUUAGCUCCACCAGCUCCUACUGUCGAAUCGGCCAGCGCCGCAGCAAUUCUGCCAGAUUCCGCUGGGCCUGCAAUUGUAAAUAUGGUGCAGCAAGGAGGAUCCGUGAGGGUAAGUGUCGCCCAAGCAGUUGACCCGGCUGUGCCCUUUGACAACCCGCGAGUCUUUGCUCCGGCGCCACAACCUGAAGUAGAAUCCACCAUUUCGGUUGCCGCCUUGCGAGAAGCAGGUGGCUCAGAUUUUGAAAGCUAUGCGGCCAUUCUCCGAGGAGCACCGGAAAAGAACUUUCUGAAAACGUGCUUACCAUGUAUAUACGAUGAACGAGAUUUCGUUUCUUUUGGCGAAGCGCGAAAAUACGCUUUGAUAAAAGGUGCGAGUUGCUUUGUUUUCAAUGAAGAUACGGAUCCAUCACCAUUAUAUGCCAUCCCGUUAAACGACUUGUAUACAAUCUUGGAAGACCCCGACAAACCUGAUCCAGGAAGUGUGACAAUAUCUCCAGAACUCAAUACAAACAAACCACGAAAAGGGAUGGUCACUGUAUUGCUGAAAUACAAGAACAACAGCUCACAGGCGUUUCAAUUUACCUUUGAUACACUUAAAGAUCCAAGUUUGGCCAACUAUUUCAUUGAUGCUGUUGACAAAGCAGGCAAGAAGGCUGGAUCAAUUCCCGUUUAAAUUGUUGAAGAUCAGAAGACUGACAAAGAGAUGAAAAACUAACUCACAUUGCCUGCCAACUUGUGAAGUUUUUCCGCAAGAUGCACAAGCCCUUUUUGUAUUUAUCGAAAUUACGAGUGACUGUUGGUAAAGCGCUUAUGAUCAAUAGCAAUUUCCCUUUUUUAGAAUGUAGUUCAAUUCUUGGU